AGGAGUGACAUUUUUUUUUUCUUUUGUGAACUAGAGCUGAGAGCACCAUGGGAAAAGCUAUGGAGAAGAAUUUGGUUGUUAUAUUUGUGUGGGUAAAUUUGCUUCUAUGGGGAGUUAGUGGUAGAAUUGAAAAGAUAGAAAGGAAAACGGCCGAAAAAGAAGUGUUAGCAGUGGGUGAUCCAGGAAUGAAAAGAGACGGGUUGAGAGUGGCUUUUGAAGCUUGGAACUUUUGCAAUGAAGUUGCCUAUGAAGCUCCUGGCAUGGGAAGUCCCAGAGCUGCUGAUUGUUUUGAUGUUGCAAAUUCAACUCUGAUACACAAGGUAUCAGAGGCUGAUAACAGACUUGGAAUAGGCAAAACAUUCAAAGGUUUGAGUGUAGAUGCUUUGCACAACCCAGAUCUUUAUGCAGUUGAGAAGGAGCUGUAUUUAGGUUCUUUGUGUGAAGUUUCAGAGAAUUCAAAUCCAUGGCAAUUUUGGAUGGUUAUGCUAAAAAAUGGCAACUUAGACACAAGGACCAGUUGGUGUCCUGAAAAUGGGAAAUUCGUACCUCCGUUUACUACAACGAGGUUUCCUUGCUUUGGAGAAGGGUGCAUGAAUCAGCCCACUUUUAAUCAUCAACCGACACAACUCUUAGCUGAUGGUACAAUGAGAGGAUGGUUCAAUGGAACUUAUGAUUUGGAUGCUGAUAUUGAUCAAGGACUUGAUAAUAUCUCCUUUUAUGAGGUGGUUUGGGAGAAGAAGCUUGGUUCUGGAAGUUGGAUCUUCAAGCAUAAGCUCAAGACUUCAAAGAAGUAUCCAUGGCUGAUGCUAUAUCUCAGAGCUGAUGCAACCAAAGGAUUCUCGGGGGGUUACCACUAUGAAACAAGAGGAAUGCUCAAUACUCUCCCAGAGUCUAAUUUUAAGGUCAGGAUCACUUUGGAUGUGAAAAAAGGAGGAGGACCAAAGAGCCAGUUCUACCUGGUAGAUAUCGGCAGCUGCUGGAAGAACAAUGGUAAGCCCUGUGAUGGAGAUGUACUCACAGACGUUACAAGAUACAGUGAGAUGAUAAUCAACCCAGAUAUUGAAGAUUGGUGUAGCCCGACAGGUUUGAGCAACUGCCCACCAUACCAUAUUACUCCAGAUAACAAAAAGAUUUACAGGAAUGACACUGCCAAUUUCCCAUAUGCGGCUUAUCACUACUAUUGUGCUCCUGGCAAUGCUAAACACUUGGAGGAACCUGUCAGCACUUGUGAUCCUUAUAGCAAUCCUCAAGCACAAGAAAUAGUUCAGUUGCUGCCUCACCCGAUCUGGGGCGAAUAUGGCUACCCAACUGAAAAGGGUCAGGGUUGGGUUGGGGAUCCAAAGACUUGGGUGCUUGACACCGGUGGCCUAGCCAGUAGGCUCUACUUCUAUCAGGAUCCAAAUACCCCUCCAGCUAAAAGAAUAUGGACAUCUAUCGACGUGGGUACAGAAAUUUUUGUUAGUGACAAAGAUGAAGUGGCAGAAUGGACCCUUAGUGAUUUCGAUGUUAUUCUCACUUGAUUCUUCAUUCAAGCGUUUCACCUUCCACUUAUUAUUUAUUUAUUUUCAUUAUUUUUAGCCUCUUAAGAAAAGCAAUAAAGAAACAGGGUAAAAAGGGGGUAUUUUCUGAUACUAUUAUAUAAAGAGUGUAAGGAUAUAGGAGUUAAUCAUGCUCGAAGGGCUUGCUUUUUCUAAUCCUGUAAGUUUAUUCAAUUAAAUACCUUUUUAAUUGCCUAUCUUUGACUUAUUUAAAAGGAU
Durio zibethinus is the source of this 1757-nucleotide messenger RNA. RefSeq lists its product as uncharacterized. Lineage: Eukaryota; Viridiplantae; Streptophyta; Magnoliopsida; Malvales; Malvaceae. The record is from RefSeq and is a predicted model, not a curated record.